GAUCUUUUAAAUAAUACUGGUCCGGGAAGCAAAACUUUGACCAGACGUGCAGAGCAGACCUUCCUAACAGACGUGCAGAGUGUGGGAAGAUUAUACGACGGGGCUGAGGCUGGCGCCCGUGGCCGCCAUAUUUAGUAUGCGACUGCCGAGUUCAGCGCCACUGUACUGCACGACACCAGCACGGCAGGAAUGUAAGUGCGGCAUAGCAGGAGUGUGGUACAGCAAGUGUGGUACAGCAGGAGUGUGGUGCAGCUGGAGUGCGGUACAGCAGGAGUGCAGUGCACACAAGGGAGGCACAGCAUCAGGGAGCAGAGCCACACAGCCAAUCAUGAAGACAUUACCAGUUGUGUUGGGGCUCCUGUGUUGUGUCGCGGCUCAAGUAUGCAGCCCUCGGUCCUUUGGAUACGACAGUGUGGUGUGUGUCUGCAACGCGACCUACUGCGACCAGCCGGGCAUCAUCAACUUCCCUGAAGAAGGCUGCUUCACCGUCGUCACCUCCAGCAGAGACGGCCUCAGGUUCAACGUGGAGACCUUCCCCGUCUCCAGCGAGGAUGACCUCGACGCGGAGGAGAUAACAGUGAACCGAGAGGACGUUUACCACACCAUACUGGGCUUCGGUGGCGCCUUCACCGACUCCACAGGUCUUAAUGUUGUGGCCCUCUCCAGCCAGCUCCAGGAACACUUCCUCCGAUCCUAUUUUGCUCCUGAAGGGAUUGGAUACACCAUAGGUCGUAUCCCGAUUGCUGGCUGCGACUGUUCCACCAGGACCUACUCCUACGACGACGUGGAGGGCGACGACGACCUCGUACACUGGAAUUUAACCGAAGAGGAUCACAAGUAUAAGAUUCCGUUGAUCCUGCGAGCGAAAGAAAUGUCAGCUUACCCACUAAAGAUGUUCGGCUCACCAUGGUCGUCCCCAGCCUGGAUGAAGACUAAUGGCAUGUUCAACGGGUCAGGAACACUUAUAUAUGAGUAUUGGCAAGCCUGGGCCAAUUACAUUGUUAAGUUUGUGGAUGCGUAUGAGGCUGCGGGAGUCAAGAUGUGGGGCCUCACUCCCCAGAAUGAACCGCUCGGUGGCCUUACUGAUUGGAAAAUCAAUGCUGUUGGAUGGUCGGCUGAGUCAAUGCGAGACUGGCUCAGGGAUAACCUAGGACCCACGCUGGAGGCUGCUGGCUACCGUCGCCUCAAGAUGAUGGUUCACGACUUCAACAGGGACUCAUUGAUUUCGUACAUCGAACCGAUGCUUGCAGACCCCGAGUGUGCUAAAUACAUCGAUGGAACGGCUGUCCACUGGUAUUCUGACAACAUCAUUUCCCCGGAAAUUCUGGACAAAAUCCACGCUCUCUCUCCAGAAAGGUUUAUUCUGUACACUGAGGCCUGUCAAGGAUGGGACGUUGAGGGGUCGGAAUUAAGUGUCAAUCUUGGGUCAUGGCUGCGUGCUGAACAGUACGUCCACUCCAUGUUAGAUGCCGUGAACCACUACUCGACGGGCUGGGUGGACUGGAACAUGGCUCUGGACACGCUGGGGGGACCCAACUGGGCUAACAUCUUCCUCGACGCUCCCGUCAUUAUCGACGCCGAAGCUAAGGAGUUUUACAAGCAGCCAAUGUUCUAUGCCAUCGGUCAUUUGAGCAAGUUCGUGGUUCCCGGUGCUAAGCGGAUCUCCAGCUCGACCUCGUCAAACUGGCUGGAGGCGGCCGCCUUCAUCGACCCGUCAGGACGCACUGUCGUCGUUGUCCUCAACAAGGAUGAUGAUGAAGAACAGCUGACAGUGACAGACGGCUCCUCAUAUUUCCUCAACUUCAAGAUACCUCCCAAAGCCAUCCAGACUAUCCUGUACUAGCAUUCUCUAGGACCUAGAUAGAUCCUGUUAUUGAACAAGACACUAGCUACAUCCUGUCAUUGAACAAGACACUAGCUACAUCCUGUCAUUGAACAAGACACUAGCUACAUCCUGUCAUUGAACAAGACACUAGCUACAUCCUGUCAUUGGACAAGACACUAGCUACAUCCUGUCAUUGGACAAGACACUAGCUACAUCCUGUCAUUGGACAAGACACUAGCUACAUCCUGUCAUUGGACAAGACACUAGCUACAUCCUGUCAUUGGACAAGACACUAGCUACAUCCUGUCAUUGGACAAGACACUAGCUACAUCCUGUCAUUGGACAAGACACUAGCUACAUCCUGUCAUUGGACAAGACACUAGCUACAUCCUGUCAUUGGACAAGACACUAGCUACAUCCUGUCAUUGGACAAGACACUAGCUACAUCCUGUCAUUGGACAAGACACUAGCUACAUCCUGUCAUUGGACAAGACACUAGCUACAUCCUGUCAUUGGACAAGACACUAGCUACAUCCUGUCAUUGGACAAGACACUAGCUACAUCCUGUCAUUGGACAAGACACUAGCUACAUCCUGUCAUUGGACAAGACACUAGCUACAUCCUGUCAUUGGACAAGACACUAGCUACAUCCUGUCAUUGGACAAGACACUAGCUACAUCCUGUCAUUGGACAAGACACUAGCUACAUCCUGUCAUUGGACAAGACACUAGCUACAUCCUGUCAUUGGACAAGACACUAGCUACAUCCUGUCAUUGGACAAGACACUAGCUACAUCCUGUCAUUGGACAAGACACUAGCUACAUCCUGUCAUUGGACAAGA
This is a messenger RNA of Procambarus clarkii (red swamp crayfish), 2666 nucleotides long. RefSeq names its product lysosomal acid glucosylceramidase-like. Lineage: Eukaryota; Metazoa; Arthropoda; Malacostraca; Decapoda; Cambaridae. Gene Ontology annotation, biological process: glucosylceramide catabolic process. The record is from RefSeq and is a predicted model, not a curated record. Gene Ontology annotation, molecular function: glucosylceramidase activity.